CCAUGUGCUUUUGAGGAGUAUUUUCCAAGAAUAGAAGCUGUGAUUCUCUUUGGAGAGCCUGUCAGGUGGGAAACCCCUUUGCAGCUAAUUAUAGAUGUCCUGCUGACAAACGGACAUCCAGCGGAUGAUCUAGUGGAUAUACCUUAUCCACAUAUACCUGUCCUAGCAUGUAAUAUGGACCUUCUAUGGAUGUCAGAGCACAAGUUGCCCAGGUUGGGUCAUGGCUGUUUUAUGAGUGCUCUGGAAGGUUUGUACCAGAAAAUUACGGGCAAGGAAAUGAAGUACACAGCCCUGAUAGGCAAACCCAGUGAGCUGACGUAUCAUUACGCUGAUUUUCUUUUGACGCAACAGGCAAAGCUCCUCGGAAUAGAUCAUAUACGUACUAUCUAUUGUGUAGGAGACAACCCAGAGACGGAUAUAUACGGAGGAAACCUGUACAACAGAUACCUACAACGGAGAAAACAUAUAAAUGGCCAGGUGCAAGGAAAGAAACUGCGCAUCGCGGCCACACCUCAGGCACAUGCUGAUUUUCUUGACGAGGACGAAGAAGAUGAAUCUGAGGACACGCUGAUGUUUCAGAGUCACUCCGGUGCAAACCUUCGGGUGAUCAGAUCUCUGGAGGAGGACACAUCAGGGGUAGAAAAAGCUCAUAGUUGUGAGAGCAUCUUAGUGUGUACAGGAGUUUUCAAUACAAACACCGGCUUUGUGACAGUUUCCAGUAACAAGUUGUUCUCGCACAAUCAUAGAGACUUUGUGAUUGACCCCACACUGACAACACCCAGUCAUGUAGUCCCAAACGUGUUAGAAGCAGUCAAACUCGUUUUUGAAAAGGAGGAAUUCUCUUAA
Messenger RNA from Candidula unifasciata, 846 nucleotides. The record is from the annotation of a GenBank genome assembly. Lineage: Eukaryota; Metazoa; Mollusca; Gastropoda; Stylommatophora; Geomitridae.